Messenger RNA from Colletotrichum costaricense, 207 nucleotides. RefSeq lists its product as uncharacterized. The annotation marks the transcript as partial. The transcript has a single exon. NCBI's taxonomy places the organism in Eukaryota, Fungi, Ascomycota, Sordariomycetes, Glomerellales, Glomerellaceae. The record is from RefSeq and is a predicted model, not a curated record.
AGGAGCUCCCCUUGCCCCCAAACCGCAACUCAAGUGCUGCAACAGGAGAGGCUCCAGCAGCACCGCAUUCAUUCAUUCUUGAAUGACAACGACGGCCCCAAGACCAUGCUUUCUCACGCCCCCACUUCGCCUGAUGAGUCCAUGGCCAAGCAUCGUGCCGAAGUAGCCCGGAAGAUUGAGGACAUAACGUCCAACUUCAACGGCUGA